This is a messenger RNA of Hibiscus syriacus, 785 nucleotides long. RefSeq lists its product as uncharacterized. Lineage: Eukaryota; Viridiplantae; Streptophyta; Magnoliopsida; Malvales; Malvaceae. The record is from RefSeq and is a predicted model, not a curated record. The transcript has 4 exons. Bases 1 to 663 code for a protein of 220 amino acids.
AUGGAAUUUGGAACCCCGAUUUUCUGUCAAGGAAAUAAUGUAAUCAAGGCUCUAGUUGCUGUUCAACCACAGUAUAAAGCAAAUGUAAUCGUUUUGGAUCAUCCGCCAUCUGAGGUAGGGUUUGGGUUGUGGUUGUCGAUUUCGAAGGAGAAUCGAAGUGGGUGCCUCAAUUGUAUUUCGGCAUUGCCCCCAUCAAAAGACAAUGGCGGGCAUAACAGUAGUCAUCUGGAUAGUAGCAUUUCUUAUAGAAGCACGAAUAGGAGGCAUGAGAGCAAUGUUAGUGCUUCAUGCUCAUCAAGCAAAAGAGUAGAAGAGGGUAGUUAUUCAAGGGAAGAUGAAGGUCUAAGAGACGAGGAGAUCAAUGAAUUUCUUCAGUCAAGGGUGAAGCAUGGUCGAGGUUCUAUAGGUUCAAGGAUGUAUGACACUGGACCUUAUCUGCCCACAAGUUCUACGUUCCCAGGGAAGCUUCCGACAACCUCCCUCGGAAUGGAACAUCUUGUCAAGUUGGGUCCUGAGAAGCCUUCUUCACUGAGGCAUGAUGAGUCUUUUUUCGAUUCAGAUCCCCAUGUACAUAGAAAGAAGAAAGAUAAGGACGACCUUGCGAGAUCGGAUAAAAAACACAGUAAGAAGCACAAAUCUAAAGAAAAAGGUAGAGAUAAGUAGAAGAAAGAAGAGAACAGAAGUGAACAUAGCAAGUGAAGCUGAAUAUUUGUCAACUUCUGUAUACUACUGGAUUCUUAGUUCUUAUUCUAUGAUGCUAAUUGAUCAUAUAUGCUUGAACACCA